Vicia villosa (hairy vetch) is the source of this 1362-nucleotide messenger RNA. RefSeq names its product uric acid degradation bifunctional protein TTL. Bases 139 to 1149 code for a protein of 336 amino acids. The record is from RefSeq and is a predicted model, not a curated record. Lineage: Eukaryota; Viridiplantae; Streptophyta; Magnoliopsida; Fabales; Fabaceae. Gene Ontology annotation, biological process: purine nucleobase metabolic process. Gene Ontology annotation, molecular function: carboxy-lyase activity; hydroxyisourate hydrolase activity. The transcript has 5 exons.
AAGUGACAAUAAGUAAAUGGUGAAAUCUGCCACAAGCAUUUCUUCUACAAAAACAACACAUAGAUCCAAUUUCAACUGAAUUUGACUUCUACACAAUCCAACAAAACACAACAAAGAGAAGCGAUCAGUGUCUCAACAAUGGAAUUGGGAUUAGGUUUUGAUGAAAACGAUUACUUAUCAUGCUGUGGAAGCACCCAAUUCGCCAAAGAAAUGGCUUCAGCUUCUCCUUUUCCUUCCUACCAACACGCUCUUUCUGUUGCCAGACACAUUUGGUUCAACACCGUUGAUGUUAAUGGUUGGCUACAAGCUUUCUCUGCUCACCCUUCCAUUGGUCAAACUCGUGCCCCUUCUCAUGCUUCUCAAACCAGUGCCCAGUGGAGUAAGGGAGAACAAUCAACUGCUUUAGCAACUGCUACUGGUUCUAGUUUACAGGAACUAGCUGAAUGGAAUGCUAGGUAUAUGCAAAAGUUUGGGUUUGUAUUUCUUAUAUGUGCAUCUGGGAGAAGUACUGAAUCGAUACUUGCUGAAUUGAAGAAACGCUAUACAAAUAGACCAAUUGUCGAAUUUGAGAUUGCAGCUCAGGAGCAAAUGAAAAUUACAGAACUGCGCUUGUCAAAGCUCUUUACAAGUAAAGGAAACAUAAUUUCUACAACUGAUAAAAAUUCCUCUCUCGCAACAAAAAAAGCAGAAGAAGAACGUGUAAGCAUUAUUGGUGGUCACGUGACUGCUGCUUCAGACACUUUAACUGCAAAAUCGAUCCAAAACCCGUCCAGAACCCGCCCACCUAUUACCACUCAUGUGUUGGAUGUUUCGCGGGGCUCUCCAGCUUCAGGCAUUGAUGUACUUUUGGAGAAGUGGAACGGUAAUCAAGCUCGUCCGAUAUUCGGUUACACGGAUAGUGACGGAUGGGUGGUUCAAGGGUCUUCGUCGACAGAUUCAGACGGUCGUAGUGGUCAACUAAUGAACAUAGUUGAUGAUGUGGAUCCAGGGAUAUACAGGAUAAGUUUCAACACUGGAAAGUACAAUCCGAACGGUUUCUUUCCAUCCGUAUCUAUUGUGUUUGAAAUCUUGGAGUCACAGACAAGGCAACAUUUUCAUGUUCCUCUAUUGCUUUCGCCAUUUUCCUUCAGCACUUACCGUGGAAGCUAGAAGAAACAUGGUAACAGUUUCUCUAUCAAUGCCAUGAAUACCUGAAAGUAGUUUUCAUGAAUUGAUGUUUGUGUCCAUAGAAAAUGAGAAGGAUACCAAGUAUAAAAAGAUAAUCAGUGGUGUUUGCUUCAUGUAUGAUUUCAGUACUUAUAUAUGGGAUAAUAAUUGUGUCUUUGCUUGGAAUGUUUUAAAAUAAAUUGAACAGAUCUAAAA